Molecule: messenger RNA, 1908 nt
Organism: Neurospora tetraspora
Lineage: Eukaryota; Fungi; Ascomycota; Sordariomycetes; Sordariales; Sordariaceae
Product: WSC domain-containing protein
Exons: 3
Coding region: 1-1908 (635 amino acids)
Source: RefSeq, a predicted model, not a curated record
AUGACUUCCCUCACCCUCCGAGCUGCAGCAUUAGCAGCCCUCGCUCUAUUUCGCGAUGGCGUCCGCGCAACAACCAUCGAACUGCCUCCCUGCCUGGACCCCUUCCAACCCUUCAUCUACUCCGGCUGCUACGCCGACACCGGCAACCCUCACGCUCUCAGCCUGCGUAGCCAGCUCGACCAGCAAAACAUGACCAUCGAGAAAUGCGUCUCCGUCUGCAAGGGCAACGGCUUCCGCUACGCCGGUCUGGAGUACUACGGCGUGUGCUACUGCGGCGAAACCGUCAACGGCCAGCAGCUGGACGAGGAGCAGUGCAACUACCCCUGCACCGGUAACUCCUCGCAGGUCUGCGGAGGCACUGAUAUCAUCUCCAUCUACCAGGAUCCCACUUUCUUGCCGGUUGAUGAGGUCACCAUUGCGGAUUAUGAUCAUCUUGGAUGCUGGACUGAUGAUUCCGCGUACGGAAGGGCGCUGGCUUAUCCCCAGGAUCAGCUUGAUGGGGCCACAUUGACGACUGAGAAGUGCUUGCAAGCUUGUCGUGAUGGCGGGUAUCCGUUUGCUGGGACUGAGUUUGGCGGCGAGUGUUGGUGUGGUGUUGUCAUAGGCAACGGGACCUUCUCCGCCCCUGAUAGCGAGUGUGACAUUCCUUGCAAUGGAAACUCCACGCAGACUUGCGGCGGUCGUGCUCGUCUCAACCUCUACGUCGCCAACGAGCUUCAGUCCCUCGAGCCCUGUGGAUAUGUGCCACCUCCCCCAGGAAGCAGCAGCAGCUCUUCCGUCCCAGCAUCCUCAUCAUCAACGACUUCAGUUGCUUCUUCCUCGUCUACCCCAGGCGUGACCAGCUCGACCACGGCAACUUCUGAUAUACCCUCUUCCACUACUACUUCUUAUACCCUCAGCUCAACCACCACCACCACUUCCACCACUCUAGCCACCACCACCUCACCACCGCCUACUACUAUUUCCACAACCGUCUCCACCACAGCCACCACAACCACCACCUCCUCCAUCUGCAAAGAAACCGUCACCCUCCCGCCCACCUGCGAGUACAAGUGCGGCAAGUGGUGUUCCUCCCCUCUUCCCGAAUGGGACUCCCCCCAGUCCUGCUUCCCCAGCCACGCCAACUGCUUCCUCCAAGUAUCCGCCUGCUUCAAGCAAGCCGGGUGGCCUGGUGCGCUCGACUGCUUCGGUUUUGCCGAGUGGUGCUCCGCCCUCAGUGUCUACUGCAAGGGAUCAGGAGGAGGAGGAAAGUCCGGCGGCGUCUGCUCCAAGAAGGAUUUCUGGAAUCACAAGCCGCCUUCGUCAUCGCCCCCCUCCCUUCCCGGACCUGGUGGUGUUCCGACAACGACGGUGAUCACGGUUCCUUGUCUCCCUGUUAGCACUGGCAAGCCAACAUCUACUUCCACCAAACCGGCAACGACAACGACAACCAGCAGCACCACCACCACCAGCAGCACCAAAUGCCCAAUCCCAACCUCCACCUCACUCUGCAAGUCCCCUUCCUCCAACAAACCCCCAGUAGGCGGAAUUCCUCUCCCCGUGGUAACCUGCAACGACCUCCUCUCCUCCUUUGCCUCGGGUCACCCCUUCAAGCUGUACACGGACUCGGAUUCCAGCAAAUGCAAGUCGUACGCUCGCUCGUCGUUCUCGACGGCCUGUCUGGACGCGUGCCAGGAGCAGUACGAUGAUUGUGUGGAUGUGUACGCCAAGGGGUGCAAGGAAGGGAAGUACGGCAAGGACGAUUCGACUUCGUAUGCGGGGGCGGUGCAAAAGUGCAAGGAGCAGUAUGGGGAUUCAACGCGAAAUCUAAUCAGAUAUCAGCGUGAGAAGUCUGGAGGAAACAUGGCUCUUGAUACCUCAUAUGCCCAGGCCUAUUCAACAAUAGCACUUGAACGUACAGGACAAUGA